Molecule: messenger RNA, 836 nt
Organism: Rubroshorea leprosula
Lineage: Eukaryota; Viridiplantae; Streptophyta; Magnoliopsida; Malvales; Dipterocarpaceae
Source: the annotation of a GenBank genome assembly
CCACCAAUGCUGGACUUUUUCUUUCAUAACACCGGUAUGUCAAUGAUCUCCUUCAUCGAUUUUGGAUGCAUGAAGCUAAGCCGGUUGCCACGCCACUUGCUUUUAACGCCGAUCUGCAACUUCACUCUGGCUCUGCUCUUUCGGAUGGCUUUGAUUACAAACGUCCCAUUGGCUCUCUCCAGUACCUAGCUCUCACUCGGCCUGAUCUGUCCUUUGUUGUCAACAAGACGCGGACUGGGUUGGCGAUCGGGAUACACUGGUUAGCACCAUUGGGUAUAUUGUUUUUCUUGGUCAGAAUCCAAUAUCUUGGUGAGCGGCAAAGCAGAAAACGGUUGCUUGAAGCUCUACCAAGCUCCACUUCUCUAGCCAUUUUCUGUGACAACAUUGGUGCCACCUAUCUUACCUCCAAUCCGGUUAUGCACUCCCGCAUGAAACAUAUAGCUGUUGACUUGCAUUUGGUUCGGGAUUUGGUUGAUAAGCGGGUUCUCCAUGUCUCUCACGUUGCGUCCCAGGAUCAACUUGUUGAUGGGAUCACAAAGCCCCUCUCUUCUCUCCGAUUUUCACAUCUGCGGUCCAAGAUCGGAGUUGCCGAUGGCACCUCCAUCUUGCAGGGGAGUAUUAAGGAAAGUAAAUCUUCUCCAUGAAGUCCUGGAUCCUCUCUAUGAUUUCUUAGAUUUCGAAGAUCUCACAACUGUAAUUGCAAAUAUUAUUGAUAUAUAUUCUUUUUAUUGAUUUAUAUUCUUUCCUAGUUAGAUCAGGUUUAGUAGUUUUAUUUUUUUAUAUAUUAUACUGUGUAUGUUCAUUAUUCUAUGAAUGAAGAAAUCCUUUUUUCAUUC